Messenger RNA from Vigna unguiculata (cowpea), 557 nucleotides. Its product is annotated as putative disease resistance protein At4g19050. The record is from RefSeq and is a predicted model, not a curated record. NCBI's taxonomy places the organism in Eukaryota, Viridiplantae, Streptophyta, Magnoliopsida, Fabales, Fabaceae.
UCACAAUUUAUUCAUCUCUCUGUCUCUGUUUUCAAUUUCUUAAGUUUCAGCAUCAUCCAAAUUUCCUCAAAAUGCCACGGUCGUUGAUCAAACAUCAUCGCUUUGUUAAUUCAAGUAGCCCUGAUGAUGAUCCAUUUUCCAAUUUUAUUCUACAUGCUAGGAGAAAGUUAAGGCGUGUGGAAACUCUCUCUUGGACAUCAGAGUAUACGGCGUUCAACAUACAUCGUUAUCCAGGAUUUGCAUCACUACGAUUGGCAUCAAGAGAACUUGGAGAUGCAAAAGAAGCUACAAUUCCUAUUGAAUUUUCUGAAAUAAACAAAUUACAUUUUAAGGAAUUACCUAAUCUAAGGGGCUUCUCAUGUGGAGAUAUGGUUGAAUGGCCAAUUUUGAAGCAUGUGAUUCUGAACAACUCUCCUAACUUGAAGAAAUUUGGGUUGGGAACAAUAAAAGAAUCGCAAUUAAAGAGAUUUAUCUUAGAAGGCCAAGAACAAAUUGACAUUGAUACCAAGAUUCUCCAUCUUUUUGAAUUAUCGGUUAGUUCUCCCUCAAAAUACUAA